CGAUUUUGAAUCCUCGCUGAGAUUUCCAUCCGCCUGCGAUGGACUUUCCAUGGCGAAUGGACUUGCGGAGCCAUGGAAUCGGUAACAAUCUGUGUGCUGUUUGUGCCAGCACUGGCGUCCUUGCUGUCGCCAUGGGCAGCUUUGUGGACUUGUAUCUUUUGCAGGACAUCGAGCGGAGCUCAUGCCAUGACCUUGUUGGCCCGAUUGACGACGUUCAUAUUCCAUUUGCGACACAAGUCUGCCUUCAAACGAACGGUGAUCCAUACAUGCUGGACGAAAUACAUGAUGUUGUGCCAACAUGUGUUCAAUUUGUGGACAACACGCUCCUGGUGGCGACAUCCACGACAGAAAGUGGCGCGACGACUGCCCAUCUUCAGGGAUUUCGCGUCUUUGGUGGCACGAGCUCUGUGGUGGUGCAUCACGUUUUCACCCAACGAUGGGAACGAGAGUUUACAGCCAUUACCGCGCUUGAACCGAUGACCUCCAUGGGCGUAUACGUUUUAGCGCAAGGGCCGUCGACAUCGUCCAUCGAUGCCCUGACCUGGACAGAUCGAUGUGUUUCGGUUCAACGACACCCGAUAACGUCGACUCACGUGGGCAUGACCGCAAUGUCCUUCGAACACUCGCAGUUCCUCCUCGCCAUCGCACACUCCCAAGGAGUUGCUAUCCACACCAUUCACGACCUCCGCCGCACCGCUGCGCCGAUCCAGUGCGCCUUGAUCGUCGCUAGUUUGGCAUUAAGCAUGCAUCGAAUGGCCAUCACGGCCUUAACUUGGCGGACGACCGUAACAAGUGUCCGAGACCUAACGCUGUGUGCUGGUGUGGCUGAUGGCACGACUCUGGUGUUUCGUGUGGCGCUCCCUUCGCAUGCAUUGAUCACGCCAUCGCCUCCUUCAGAUCUGAAGGGUUGUCUUAUUCAUGCGUAUCCCGCCCCGAUGAUUCCUUUGGCACAUCCCCAGCGCUUUCUCCAUGUCGAUGCGCAAUUACUGGUGGCAGUCCACGACAUCCGCACGUGUGUGCUGUGGCCGACAGAUCCAUGGCCGUCCCUUGAGGCCGCCAUGGCGUUGUUAACGCCAACGCAACGCGGUCGGCACUCGAACGAGAACGCACCACAACUGUGUUGUGGCAUGGCCAGCGUGUCAUCGACCGUCCUGCCACGAUGGAUGAUCGCCCAACGGUACCCAGCUAUGUCUGACGAUAGCGAGAGAAGAGAUUUCAACGUUGUGGUGUACCUAACGCAUCAAGCGGUGUAUUUGGGGUUGGCUUACCAUCGACACGGCGACGAUCUGCCGAAGCCUGCCGAUGCGGACCUGCCACCUGUCGUUGAAAUUGCUCCGAGCGACGAUCGGAAACUCAUGAUGGACGCUAUGCAUCCGUCGAGGAAGGAUGAGCCAGAUACUGUUCACAAACGAUAUGCUUUGCCAGAUCCAUUGCCAACGCCGCGCGACGUACCACGGGAAGAUCCUCUCGUGUGGACCAAACAAGCCUAUCGACACGUACGCCAUGUACCGCUCGUUUUGAUCAGAGACUGUUAUUCUAGCGCGUGGAGCACCUUCACACUCGAGUCGAUGCUAUGGGCCAAACAAUUCGCAGCCUUCGACACUCGUUCCACUUGUUCACGGAAGACGUCAAUGCACACAUGGCUAACUUGACGGUGGCGUUGCAACAAGUUUUGGCUCGCUGCGACAAUGAUACAGUCGGUUCACAUACACCAUGAAGACGCGUCCCUGCGCUGCGACCGCCACGGACAUGACUGAUGUCGCAAUUCUUGAUCUUGGAGAUCAAGAAUUGCAGCUCUCCAAGAUCUCAAGUAAAUGAAGCGCAUUUAUUAAUGAUGUAUUUAUUUAUGCGUAUACUGUGA
Messenger RNA from Aphanomyces invadans, 1861 nucleotides. RefSeq lists its product as hypothetical. The record is from RefSeq and is a predicted model, not a curated record. The coding region runs from base 39 to 1652 and encodes 537 amino acids. The transcript is spliced from 7 exons. NCBI's taxonomy places the organism in Eukaryota, Oomycota, Saprolegniomycetes, Saprolegniales, Verrucalvaceae.